AUGAAAGAAGAGGAUCAGCCUCACAAAAUGGAUAAAAGCGACGAAAAUAAGACGGAAAACGAGCCUGAAAAGAGUACGAUAAAGGAGGGAAAAGCGAUCAUUGCUUUUUGUGGACCGACUUUCUACAAUCCCGUCCAGGAAUUCAACCGGGAUCUCACUGUAUCCGCACUUCGGCAAUUUGUGCGAGCUCGGUUGGCGGAAAGAGCCAAAAGAAACGAAUUGAAAGAUCAAGAAGAAAACGUCGCGAAGGCCGCCGAACCAGCACCAAAGAAAAAGAAAAUACAAAUAGAGGAAGAGGAUGGCUCGAUCCGCAUCUUGGAUGCUCUGUCGGCCACCGGGCUUAGGGCGAUUCGCUUCUCAAAAGAGGUCCCGUGCAUUGCUUCAAUUACGGCUAAUGACUUUUCUGAAAAUGCCGUCGAAAGCAUCAAGAAGAAUGUGGAAUUAAACGGAUUGCAGCAUUUGGUGACGCCACAUUUUGGGGACGCAACAAUGACAAUGAUGGAACAUCGGGGAAUCGACAAACGCUUUCAUUGUGUUGAUCUGGAUCCAUAUGGUUCGGCGAGUCAAUUUCUGGAUGCGGCUGUUCAAUCGGUGGCUGAUAGAGGAAUGCUGAUGGUAACAUGCACGGAUAUGGCCGUUUUAUGUGGGAAUACGCCCGAAGCGUGCUUCAACAAGUAUGAUUCGAUUCCGAUUCGGAUGAAGAGUUGUCAUGAAAUGGCACUUCGAAUCCUGUUGCGAGCGAUCGAGACUCAUGCGAAUCGUUAUGCCCGUUACAUCGAGCCACUCGUGUCGAUCUCGGUCGACUUUUAUGUGCGCGUGUUCGUUAGGAUGCACACUGGAGCUCGAGAGGCAAAAAAUUCGGCAGUGAACGUCGGUCGGAUCUUGUGUUGUUCGGGGUGCCACUCGUUCGAAGUAUUGCCAAUCAUUCGGAAAUUUCAAGAGGGAGCAAGUCUCAGAUUCACUCCGGCCAUUGCAAAAAGCGAUUUGAUGUCUCAUGAUCAAAAAUGUGUUCAUUGCGAAAGUCCACUUCAUGAGGGUGGCCCGAUCUACACGGGACCGAUUCACAAUCAGGAAUUUCUUCGAGGGAUCCUUGAUGAUUUGACUUCAACCGCUGAGGGUGAUCGUUUGGGAACACAUGAUCGACUACUUGGAAUUCUCACCGAGGCUUCGGAAGAGUUACCCGAUGUCUCGUUGUACUACCAUCACGAUCAAAUGUCGAACGUCGUGAAAUGUGUGGUGCCGAAGAUUGUGAACGUACGUUCGGCGAUUCUGAACGCUGGCUACAGGGUUUCCGGCUCUCACGCGAAUCCGCGUGCCAUCAAAACCGAUGCGCCGACGAGUCUCCUCUGGGAUAUUUGCCGCUAUGUGGCCAAAGAAUCGAAUGUGAAGGUGGAGAAAAUGAAGGACGACCUACCGGGAAAGAAGAUUCUUCAAAAGCCGAUCGGGAGUACGAUAGACUUCAAGCUGCAUAAGGGUGCCGAAUCACGAGCGAAACUCGAUCAAUUGGUCCGCUUCCAGUGUAACAGAGGGAAAAACUGGGGACCCAAGCCCAAGGCGAAAGGAUCGGUGAAUUCGGUGAAAGCCGGCUUUCAAGCAAGUUGCCACAUCGAUGAAAAGGGCACAAACAGAUUUCAACAAAAACUCGCCGGCGGAGUGAAAGAGCACGCCCGAGAGACAAAGAUUCGAAUGACGUCGAUGUUGAGCUCGUUUUUCUCGCGCGACUCGCGCCCGCAAUUCCCUUUCGACCUCACAGCACCGCCGUUUCACACGAACAAUGGGAUAUCGAUGUGCAAAAGUCAUAAAAAGGGCGAAAUCGAGGAAAAGGUGACACUUUUCGCUGCGAACAUCACCGAUUUGGCCGCUUCGUCACUGAAGUUGCACGCGCAAAAGCUGAAAACGAUGCGACAUCCUGGGAUUUUGACGUUUAUCGAGAGUGCUGAGAUUGAUGGGAAAUUCUACUUGGUCACCGAGCCGUGCCUUCCCCUUAGCGCAUAUUUUGACGACACGUCGAUAAACGCCGAGCAAAAAGAGUUCAUCGUCAGUUGGGGAGUGUAUCAAGUAUUGUCGACGCUGAAGUUUCUCCACCAGGCGAACGUUUCACACGAGAUGGUGAGAAUGAGUAUCUACGUGACACCGGCAGGCGACUGGAAAUUAGGCAAUAUGGGCAGCUCGGGGAAUUUUAAAUCUUGUAGAACCGAUCUUAACCAGCUGGCGAUCGCGAUGUGGGAGGUAUUCAACGGCUUUAAAGAUGACAUUAGCAAGCCCGAGCCACCUGGAAGAAUGCCGAAACGACUCCAUGAUUUGUACAAGAAAAUGGCGACCGCACAAGUGGAAAAGUAUGGCGCUGAGGAGUUGAUUCGGGAGUCACGGAAUACGGGCGGGUUCUUCAAGAAUCGCUUUGUCGACACGCUGCUGUUCUUGGAGGAAUUUCAGCUAAAGGAGGCUCACGAGAAGCAGGCGUUUUUCACGAAUCUUCGCGAUCAUCUCGCGAUUUUCCCUGAUGGAGUGGCCAAAUACAAGAUUUUACCGAAGUUGAUUCUGUCUUACGAAUUUGGUGAUGCCGGCCCGAAUAUUCUCAUCCCGCUCUUCAAGCUCGGUCAUUUGUUGGAUGAACAGGAGUAUCAGCGAAAGAUCGUACCGUGUUUGGUGAAAUUGUUUAGCUCUCCCGAUCGAACGACUCGCGUGAAAUUGCUGGAGCGAAUCGACGAAUUCGCCUCGCAUCUCACUCCACAAGUUGUGAACGAGAAAAUCUUUGCCAAUCUCGCCACUGGCUUCAUGGACACGUCGCCGGCGGUGCGUGAGACGACGGUCAAAGCGAUGGUGUCGCUGGCAGAGAAGUUGAAUGUGCACAAUUUGAACACGGAGCUGAUGAAACAUUUGGCACGAUUACAAGGAACUGAUGAACACGGUGGAAUUCGAACGAACACAACAAUUUGCCUUGGGAAAAUCGGAGGCUUUUUGGAGCCGUCGAAUCGACAAAAGAUUUUGAUUGGAGCUUUCACGAGAGGCCUCAAAGAUCCGUUUCCGCCGGCGAGAAUGGCCGCCGUUUUGGCUUUAUCUGCUACACAACAAUUCUACUCGUUGGUUGAGGUGGCCAAUCGAAUCGUGCCGGCGUUGGGACCGAUGACGUGUGAUCCAGAGAAGCAGGUCCGUGACCAGGCUUUCAAGUCGAUAAAGGGUUUUUUGGAGAAAUUGGAGAAAGCCAGCGAGAAUCCGGAGAUCAUCCCCGAAUUGGAAGCACAAGUGAAAGCCGGUGGCCGGGGUUUCCUCGAUUCGGAUAAGGUUCCACAAUGGGCAUCGUGGGCGUUAAAGUCGUUGUCUGGGAAAUUCUACAAAGGUGCCCCACCACCCACCAACACCACAACAGGAACGGCGGCAAAAGACGACGAUAGUGCGCAAGCUCAACCAAAUGUCGAGUCGGGCGCCACGCUGCAAGCGUCGAGCGCACUGAAGCCAAAAGUUUUGGAGCCGACGCGAGAUGCCGAAGGAUGGGGAAGCUUUGAGGAUGAGGAUGAGGAAAAUGAUGACUCGGAUGUGUACACGGACGCUCGCGAAUCGAUCAGUCAGCACGGGAAAAAACAGAAUAACGACAACAACAAGAAUGGAAAUGAGGACAAUGAUGACGAUUGGGGAACUGGAUGGGAAAAAGAGAUGUCGAGCGGCUUGUCGGGAAUCGAGCUCAACAGAGCAACGACCACCAGCACCGCUCCGGCACUGAAGAAACCGAUAAAGUCGAAGAUGACAGCAACAACAACAACUGGCGGUGGAGGAGGUGGCUUGAAGUUGGGUGGCGGAAGUGGACAAGACAAGAUGGCAUUGAAGGGAAAAGAAUUGGACAAUCAGGAUCUCGACUUUUUACUCGGUAUCACCAACACGCCGAGGGAUUUGUCGACGAAAACGGCCGGAAAGAAAGCGACAACCAGCAAUACUGCUGCUACUUCUGCCGGUGGUAGCUGGGAAAUCGACGACGAUCCGAUCGGGAACAACGAUUUUGAUGAGUGGGGAAGCACUACGGUGAUGACAAAGGCUCCUCCCAAACUCGCGCCACCGCCAGCCGUUUCUUCGUCGGCUUCUUUGCAAGCAAAUCGCGAGGCUCGACGCGCCGAGAUUGCCGCAAAAAAUGAGGCAAAGCGGAGGGAAAUUGCCGAGAAAAGAGCACAACAACAAAAGGGAAUUGGAGGAGGAAAGGUUCCAACGAAAACACCGCCAGCCGCUAACAAUGCUUCCACUGAUGGCUGGGAGGAUUUC
Molecule: messenger RNA, 4248 nt
Organism: Mesorhabditis belari
Lineage: Eukaryota; Metazoa; Nematoda; Chromadorea; Rhabditida; Rhabditidae
Source: the annotation of a GenBank genome assembly